Messenger RNA from Pan troglodytes (chimpanzee), 1349 nucleotides. RefSeq names its product membrane anchored junction protein (gene MAJIN). The transcript has 12 exons. Gene Ontology annotation, cellular component: nuclear inner membrane. Gene Ontology annotation, molecular function: DNA binding. The record is from RefSeq and is a predicted model, not a curated record. NCBI's taxonomy places the organism in Eukaryota, Metazoa, Chordata, Mammalia, Primates, Hominidae. Gene Ontology annotation, biological process: meiotic attachment of telomere to nuclear envelope; homologous chromosome pairing at meiosis. The coding region runs from base 289 to 1053 and encodes 254 amino acids.
GCGUGCGCAGAAGGCCUGGUGGGUGCACGGCACGAGCCCCGAAGUCGCUUAGGAGCUGACGAGCCAGUCCCUCAAAACGACUUCGUUCGAGGUUGGCGCCCGCCUUUUUCAGAGAGCACUUCUUAGUGGGUAUUCCGUCCGGGGCCACUUUUCUGAGGCCGAAGGACCCCUAGUCAGUGUGUGAGACAUAGCUUGGCCGAGCCUGGGAACCACCUGGGGCUGAGAGACAACCUUAAGUGGACAGAGAUUCUAGAACAGGAGAAAUAAAACAGCUAUCGUUUGGGAGCAAUGAGUUUAAAACCCUUUACCUACCCGUUUCCAGAGACGAGGUUUCUUCAUGCAGGACCCAAUGUGUAUAAAUUCAAAAUCAGAUAUGGGAAGAGUAUCAGAGGAGAAGAGAUAGAAAAUAAGGAAGUCAUCACCCAGGAGCUGGAGGAUUCUGUCCGCGUGGUCUUGGGAAACUUGGACAAUCUUCAGCCCUUUGCUACAGAACACUUCAUUGUAUUUCCCUAUAAAAGCAAAUGGGAGAGAGUUUCCCACCUGAAAUUCAAACAUGGGGAAAUUAUCUUGAUCCCCUACCCAUUUGUUUUUACUCUAUAUGUGGAGAUGAAAUGGUUCCAUGAAAACCUGUCACCUGGGAAACCAAUAAGUGACAGUCCUCUUGGGUUGGUCCCAGUUGAGAAGAAAGCAGUAGGAGCUGUGAUGAGGAAACGAAAACACAUGGACGAGCCCAGCUCCCCCAGCAGGCCAGGGCUGGACAGGGCCAAGAUAGGGACUUCCAGCCAAGGCCCCAGCAAAAAGAAGCCCCCUGUGGAAACCAGGAGAAAUAGGGAAAGAAAAACCCAACAAGGAUUGCAGGAGACUCUGGCCUCUGAUAUCACUGAUGUCCAGAAACAAGAUUCUGAGUGGGGGCACAGCCUGCCAGGGCGAAUUGUCCCACCCCUGCAGCACAACUCACCUCCACCUAAGGAGCGAGCAGCCACCGGCUUCUUUGGGUUUCUAAGCUCUCUCUUCCCGUUUCGAUAUUUCUUCAGGAAGAGCAGCCACUCUUGAGCCUUCCAAAUGCAGCGCUGGAAAGAGGAUCAUCUCUUGUAGUGACUCCUCCCGAGCCAUUCUUCUUCCAACUCUAUCCUUUUCUUAUGACACUUCAGUCGUGGGGAAUGAGGUCCCCAUGCUGAGUCCUCUGUGGUUUUAUCGUGUCCUUUGCCCCUUUAUAAUAGAUUUUUUUCCCCCAAUUUAAAACAUUAAGAAUGGAACUUUCUAAAAUGUUCAUGUCCUGAGGGCCGGUUUAGGCCUUUUGUCUUCGGCACUUAGGAUCCUAAUGACAAUAAAUUAUUUAUGAAGAGUUA